Molecule: messenger RNA, 2275 nt
Organism: Rubroshorea leprosula
Lineage: Eukaryota; Viridiplantae; Streptophyta; Magnoliopsida; Malvales; Dipterocarpaceae
Source: the annotation of a GenBank genome assembly
UUAUAGCGAUCACAAAGUGAAAAAUUUGACUCGCUUACCGUGUGGACAGACGGCGAUGGACCUACUUUUGUCUUUUUAAGCGAAAGGAGAAAAAACGUUUUAAAAAGCAACAAAAAGCUCGCCCAAGAAGAGAACCCAUGAAAAAAUAAUCCAACAUGUUUUUCAGGCUCGCUGUACUGGUUCUCUUGGUUAAUUCAAUCGCCGGAGAUGUUAAUUUCAUCUACCAAGGGUUCCGGCAGGCGAAUUUGAUCCUCGACGGUCUCGCAGAGGUCACCUUCAACGGACUCUUGAAGCUCACCAAUGAUACCAGGCAGCAAAAGGGUCAUGCUUUCUACUCCUCUCCGGUGAAAUUCAAGAGCUCCACAAACGGCACUGCUUUCUCCUUCUCCACCACCUUCGUCUUCGCUAUAGUGCCCGAAUACCCUACUCUCAGCGGCCAUGGCAUCGCCUUUGUGAUUUCACCCACCAGAGACCUUUCGGGUGGUCUGGCGAGCCAAUUCCUCGGCUUAUUCAAUGAAAGCAACAAUGGAAACUCCAGUAAUCAUGUUGUUGCUGUGGAACUCGAUACGAUACAGAAUAAGGAGUUGAACGACAUCGAUGACAACCAUGUCGGCAUCGAUAUUAAUGGAUUGAAGUCGGAGGUGUCCCAUGGAGCUGGGUACUAUGUCAAUGGUCCCGAUCAGUUUAGCAACCUGACCCUCAUCAGCGGUCGGCCAAUGCUGGUUUGGGUCGAGUACGACAGUUUAGAACAGAUAAUGAAUGUCACCUUAGCUCCAAUUAAUGUUCCUAAACCCAAAGUUCCGCUUCUGUCUCUGCCAAUUGAUCUGUCUCCGUUGGUUAACGACACCGUCUACGUCGGAUUUUCGUCGUCAACGGGUUCGGUCCUGACAUCACAUUAUAUCCUAGGCUGGAGCUUCAUGAUUAACGGGAAAGCCGAAGAGCUCGACAUUUCCCAGCUUCCUAAGCUUCCUCGCAGAGGAACGAAGCAACCCACGAAAUUCUGGACAAUUGGGAUGCCUCUAAUUUCCCUGACUCUGGUUUUCGCAACAGGGUCUGGGAUGGUUUAUUUCAUAAGAAGGAAGAGGAAAUUUGCCGAUGAGGUUGAAGACUGGGAGCUCGAAUACGGGCCUCAAAGAUUCAAGUACAAAGAUCUGUAUGUUGCGACAAAAGGGUUCAAAGACAAAGGAUUACUGGGUACUGGAGGAUUUGGUAGGGUAUACAAGGGAGUACUACCCACCUCUAAAUUGGAGGUUGCAGUGAAAAGAGUCUCUCAUGAAUCGAGACAAGGGAUGCGAGAAUUCGUGGCGGAAAUUGUUAGUAUUGGUCGUCUCCGUCACCGGAAUUUGGUCCAGCUCUUAGGAUAUUGCCGUAGAAAAACUGAGCUGCUUUUGGUCUAUGACUACAUGCCGAAUGGAAGUCUAGACAAGUACCUCUAUGACGAACCGAUGGUCACACUGACUUGGAGACAGAGGUUCAGAGUCAUCAAGGGUGUAGCCUCAGGGUUGUUCUAUUUACAUGAAGAAUGGGAGCAGGUUGUUGUUCAUAGAGACGUCAAGGCGAGUAACGUCCUCUUGGAUGGUGAAUUAAAUGGAAGAUUAGGUGACUUCGGGUUAGCGAGAUUGUAUGAUCAUGGAACGGAUCCACGAACAACUCAUGUGGUGGGAACUCUUGGGUACCUUGCACCAGAGCAUACCCGUACCGGGAAGGCCACGACAAAGACAGAUGUUUUUUCUUUUGGUGCAUUUUUACUUGAAGUUGCGUGUGGAAGAAGGCCAAUAGAGCAACAAGCUGAAAAUGAGAAUAUGAUUCUAGUGGAUCUGGUGUAUUCGUUUUGGCUAAGAGGGGAGAUUCUAGAGGUCAGGGAUCCAAAAUUAGGGACAGAUUUUGUGGCAGAGGAAGUAGAGUUGGUGUUGAAUCUGGGGUUGCUCUGUUCGAAUUCAGACCCUAGAUUCAGACCAAGCAUGCGCCAAGUGGUGCAGUACUUAGAAAUGGAUCUUCCUUUACCGGAUUUAUCAGCACUAGGCCUCACUGCAGGUGGCCUAACGUUUACCCAUGGUGAAGGGUUUGAUGACUUUGCCUUGUCCUAUCCAUCUUUGGAUACCUCUUCAGUUGCUGAGUCCCUACUUUCAGAAGGUCGAUGAUUCUCAAGAUUUUGUAUUAAUUAUUUGUGUUUCGAUCUGUGUAUUUGUUACUACAUGAUAUCUUACAUUGUUGGUUAGACAUUGUUACUCCAGUCUCAAUAUGAACACAAAAUGCCUACUGGCAUGUUAAAAGU